Molecule: messenger RNA, 2534 nt
Organism: Eurytemora carolleeae
Lineage: Eukaryota; Metazoa; Arthropoda; Copepoda; Calanoida; Temoridae
Product: SET and MYND domain-containing protein 4
Exons: 19
Coding region: 739-2469 (576 amino acids)
Molecular function (GO): protein binding
Source: RefSeq, a predicted model, not a curated record
AAACUGAACAAAGUUGAAAAUACUAAAUAGAUAUAUAUACAGACGUUUGACAUCCUUUCUCUUACACUUGCUGGUUUAUAAAUAGAUAUACUCUUACACUUCUAGUUAUAUAUAUACUCAUCCUUACUGUCUUACUUCAAUUGCUCUGAAAUUUGAGGAGUUGUAAAUUUAAUUGAAAACAUGUCAAAUUUCAAUCUUACGUGCAAGUUACUUUAAUUUGACGUGUUCUCCUGUAUUUAUUCUUAUUCAUAGAAAUAUAUAUCUUCAUUCUUCAUGCUUAAUCCUACAAGCAGUUCACCCUUUAUCCUUUAUUCUUUUAACCAUCAAUUGUGCAAUGUACACAGACCAUUUUCACUUAAUAACGUGGUUUUCAAGUUAUCAUGGUAAAACUAUAAGAACAUAAAACAUAAGGUUGCUGAAAUGACGUUUACCUAUUCCACAAUUGUCUUAGUACUGGAUUUGUUAGCCCUUUUUCUCCUUCUAUAAAACUUUUUUGCCUGAAAAACAUCCUGAGCGCAACGAGGAAUUCUUUGUUAUACAAAUUUUUACUUUUUAGUAAUAAUCAUCAUUCAUCAUUCUUUCUUUGGCUCAAAUAUAAAUAUUCUCUUCAUUUAUAAUUCAUUUUUAAAUAACUAGGCUUUUAUAGUAAUAUUCAUCAUUCUUCAUUCUUUCUUUGGCUCAAACAUACAUAUUCUCUUUCUUUAUAAUUCAUUUUUAAAUAACUAGGCUCAGAUAAAAAUGAGUGUAAAAUUUGAAGAAUUAUAUGAGACAGAUGAACUUGAGGAUUUGAAUGAACUCCUUGCACAGCUCCCAGAUGUUGAUGAAUUAGAGGGAUUUACAACAGUUUACAACAGAGCUAGAACUCUGUUCUGCGAUGAUUCAACUCUUCUCGACGAAUUUGCAGCUUUGAAAACACAUCUUGAGAGAGUUCUAUUCAUGUCAGAACUUCAGGUUGUCAAAGAUGCUCUUAACAACCUGAAAUGCAUCCGUCAAACCCCAGCAGAACUAAACCCUACCCAGCUACCAAACCAAACCCCAGCAGAACUAAACCCUACCCAGCUACCAAAUCAACUAAAAUCAACGAAUGUCCCUCCCCUGCUCCUAGGAGGACCGAAUAAGAAAUACCCGCAUAUGUCCAAGGCUAUUGAGGUAAAAAGUUCAAAGAGCGAGGGAAGGUAUCUAGCCGCAGUUCAGAGGAUUUCACCUGGCGAUGUUUUAAUAGUUGAUAAACCUUAUAUAACAUCCCUCUUCCCUGCACAUUAUUCUUCACAUUGUCUUGCCUGCUUUAAAAGAUUGUCAGAGGACUUUUUAAAAUGCCCUUCUUGCCUGAAGGUAAGAUUUUGUGAUACAAGUUGCUACACAUCCUGCUUCAAGAAAACACAUAAGUGGGAAUGCGAAGUUUUGGAAUUGAUAGACAACGAUGAAAUUGGUAGAAUGGCAGCUAUGGCAUACAGAAUUGUUUCACAAACAGGUUUUGAGUUUCUAAGCAGUAUUUCUGAUAAACUUGGAAGGAGUGAGGGGACGUACACAGAGGGAGAUUAUUUAGCAGUUUAUAACCAGGUUGAUAAUAUGGAGUUAAGACCAACAGGAGAUCAUUUAAAACGAUGUUUCACCGCGCUCUAUCUUGCAAAAUGCCUCGAGUUGGUUGGAUGGUUCCAUGGCAAACCAAGCAAAGAUAAUUUUCUAUUCGUAGCAGCUCUUUUAGUCAAGCAUAUACAGGCAUGUGCCUGUAACGCCUAUGAAAUCAAUGAGUUUGUAAAGAAAGGAGAAUCUAUGAUAAAUAGUGAGAGUUUAGAACUGGGAGGAGCUGUUUAUCCAACUAUUAGUUUAUCCAACCAUUCCUGUAACGGAAACACAAGCAGGACUAAUUAUGGAAUAUAUUGUGUAGUGAGAGCUACGAGAUCAAUUCAACCAAGUGAAAAGGUGUAUGAUAACUAUGGUCAAUUUUACCAUAUAGAGAGUAAGGAGGAGAGACAAAAAAGGCUUAAGCUUCAAUACUUUUUCGACUGCAGUUGUGCAGCUUGUAAGCAAAACUGGCCUCUGUACAGGGUAUUUAGUGGGCAGACUAGUGUUUACAAAUGCCCAGGUUGCGGGGGUUCAUUGGGUACACAAGUAGACAAGAUUAAACGAUGUGGAAAGUGCAAGAAAGAGCUGAAGGGACUGGUUAAAUUAAUAAUUCAUCUGAAUAAGUUAAAAUCUGAUUUCAGGAAGAUUAUGGACGGUAUAACCCCUGAGAACGCGAAUGAUUAUAUAAAAACAUAUUCUAUACUUCUUACACAAAUAGAAAAGAUUUUUUCUCCCCCCUGCCGUGAACUGACUGAAUGCACACAAGUGUUGCUGCAGAGCUAUGCCGUCCUAGGAAACCAUUCUCAAAUAUCUCCAACUUUAGAGGAAUCUCAAGUAGCUUUGUUCCAGGGUGCUGGUUCUGAUGAUGAUGACGAUGAUGAUGAAGUGCCUGGUCUCAUCUAAACCAUUUUUAUAUUUUCAUUUUAUAUCAUUUUCCAGUUUUUAAUAAAAAAGAGAUUUUUUCUGAA